Molecule: messenger RNA, 1335 nt
Organism: Mesorhabditis belari
Lineage: Eukaryota; Metazoa; Nematoda; Chromadorea; Rhabditida; Rhabditidae
Source: the annotation of a GenBank genome assembly
AUGCCAAAAGUUUUGAUCGCCGGCGCCGGGUUGGUUGGCGCGCUGAACGCAUGCUAUUUCGCGCAAAAGGGAUGGGAUGUCGAGGUGUACGAGUUUCGGCCAGAUAUCCGAAAAAUGGAGCACGUUCCCGGACGGAGUAUCAAUUUGGCGCUCUCCGAUCGGGGGAAAGCCGCUUUAGAGGGAGUGGGGUUGAAGGAAUACAUCGUUCAACAAGGCGUUCCCCUUUAUGGUCGUUUGGUGCACGAUAAAGACGGGAAAACAUUUCAUCGAAUUCCCUAUGGACAGCCCGGUCAACAUAUCGUUUCGAUAAAUCGUCGCCAUCUCAACGAGGUGAUGAUCACGUUGGCUGAGAAGAGCCCGAAUGUGCGUUUCUUCUUCGAACACAAAGUCAAAUCGGUGAAUGUCGAGAAGCAAGAGUUGACUGUGAUUUGCGAUGGAAUCGAAUUGACCCAAAAAGCGGAGCUGAUUCUUGGCUGUGAUGGAGCCUAUUCGGCGGUGCGCCGGAGUCUAGCAGCCUACCCAAGAUUCGACUUUGCUCAAGAAUACAUCGAACAUGGCUAUGUAGAAUUGAACAUUUUGCCGAAAAACAAAGAUUUUGCAUUGGAGCCGAAUGCUUUCCAUUUGUGGCCACGCGGUGACUACACGAUGAUCGCUUUGGCGAAUAGAGACCACACCUUCACCGUCACCAUUUUCGCUCCAUUUCGCGUUUUCGAGGAGCAAAUGUCAAACGACUCGGAUAUCAUCAAGUUUUUUGAGGAGAAUUUCCACGAUGCAUUGGAGCUGAUGGGAAGAGCUCACGUUCUCGAAACUUUCCACCGAGUGCGCCCCCAAUCGCUUGUCUCGAUAAAAUGCAAACCGCAUCACUUUGGCAAAUCGGUGUUGUUAACGGGCGACGCGGCGCAUGCAAUGGUUCCCUUUUAUGGACAAGGCAUGAAUUGUGGUUUCGAGGAUUGCUUAGUCCUCUCGGAGAUCAUCGAUCAACACGCGAAUGAUAUCCCGAAAGCUUUAAGAGUUUACUCCGAAACGCGAGUCAAAGAUGCGCACAAUAUCAUCGAUUUGGCUAUGUACAAUUAUGAGGAGUUGAAAGAUCUUGUCAAUCACACCUCGUACAAGUUGCGUAAGAAGUUGGAUCUCAUCUUGAAUCGGUGGCUUCCCGAAACGUGGAUCCCUUUGUAUUCAAUGGUGACAUUCACGCGAAUACCCUACUCGCAAGUCGUUCAAAAUAGAAAAUGGCAAGAUGAUUUACUGAGACGAGUGCACACUUCUCUAUUCUUGGGUUUUCUCGCGGCCGGCUCAGCUAUCGGAUAUCUUUUGGUGAAAAAAAGGAAUCUAUUA